This is a messenger RNA of Betta splendens (Siamese fighting fish), 8096 nucleotides long. RefSeq lists its product as uncharacterized. Bases 93 to 614 code for a protein of 173 amino acids. Lineage: Eukaryota; Metazoa; Chordata; Actinopteri; Anabantiformes; Osphronemidae. The transcript is spliced from 5 exons. The record is from RefSeq and is a predicted model, not a curated record.
UUACGUUACGUUGUGCGCGGCACUUCCGGUGCGUCUCGCGCGGAGGGGGCGUCGUCGUCGCAGCAUCCACGGACGUUAAGAAGACGGCGACAAUGGCCGAUAUUUCUCUGUAUCUGACAAACGUCAGCGUGUCCCUCGGACAGAACAUGGCGGUGGAGCAGAAUCCAGCUAAGGACUUUGAGAGCGUGGAGCUGGGGGAGAUGGACGGGCGGGGGGAGCGGCAGCGCAGGGAGAAGGCUCCUCGUCGGAUCAUCCAUUUCUCCAGCGGGGAGACAAUGGAGGAGUACAGCACGGACGAGGAGGACGGGGAAGACAAGGAGCCGGAGAGGAAGGACCUGCUGUCGUCCCCGGCCGAUGCGGUGAGGUCAAAAAUGACCUGGGGGCCGUACUUCUGGUUCCACAUGUGGAGAGCGGCCACAUCCACCAUCUCAGCCUGUGACUACCUGGGGGAGAGGAUGGCCUCGCUCUUUGGCAUCACAUCGGCGAAGUACCAGUACGCCAUAGACGAAUACUACCGGAUAAAGAAAGAGGCCACUGUGCGGUCACACGCCCCGUCCACUCGCUCCACAAUGUCCCCACUCUGUGGUCAGAGUGGAUUCCUGUGGUCCCGCUGACGUGCCCAGCGGGGGCGGGGGAUGAUUGCUGCGCUAUGGGCAGACGUAAGGAAUGAGAAAUGCAGAGCUGCGCAUCACGAAGGCCGUUUUAAGGCCGGGUAUGUUUGCUAACGCACCCCCAAGCUCACGUGGUUGAGAACCGCUACAUGAGCGUUUUAGGAGUUAAUGACAGACUCUGACUUGGCAUGUGGGGCAGUGAAUCUACAGCACACGACAGGAAUGCUUCUGUAAGACCUACUACUUAGACUGGAAGCGAUAUAUGUGGACAGUGUGUUUUAAGGACACCCUAGACUGUAUGAAGGCAGAAUCUGCUGGUGCCUCAUGCCUGAUCCAAUAGCUUGAUAUAUUUUCAAGCUAUGGUGCCACAUGGGUUUGGAGGUGCCAUGAUGAGACGGCUCACUGUGGAGUCACUCUAAUCCACACAAGGCAACCUCACAUCAUCCCCUGCAGGCUCUGCAGCACACAGUCCUGAUUGUCAUGCUGCAUAGGUCCAAGGGCAGGGGUUUAUAUUAUAUACAUUUCAUAGUAGCUUAGUAGCAGUUUUCUAGUGACUUCCUAUUAUGUUAUUUAUCUAAUCAAAUAAGACAAAUACCUUCUUUCUUAUCUUGGGGCUCAUCCUAUCACGAGUUUUCACAGCAGAUCAUCAUCUUCCACCUGACUAUAUCCUGUUUAAUUAAACCGCAUCACCCACAUCCUUCACUGGCUACAGGUUCUUCAUCUACAUCUUGAGUCAGUUCUGAACUAAGGUGUUUGCAGUUCCUGGUUUCUCCGCUAGGUGGCAGUACUGUAUUUAACAAUAGGCAGACUUACCUUGGGCCAGCAUCCAUCCAGACUAUGUAAACAAACUCAUUCUGAGGUUUGCAGGACACGUUUGAAGAACUGCCUCAACAACAAGAGCAUAAAGAACAUUGUUAAUUACAGAUACUAGAAAAUAGAUGAAUAACCGGCUUUGAGAGUGUUGUGGGACUUUGUCCUUUCCUUCAGGGAGCUAUGAGACACGCAGCAGUCAUCAGUGAUUAAGAGGGAAAAUCCAGGGUUGAGAGUUCACACUGCUGAUCCUUGUGACUUGAUGUCUACUGGUGCCUGUGUGGCCUUGAGCUUAUGCUCAAGGGUCUGUCCCAAAGCCGUCUGCUUCACCUUCACCUCCCCCCACCCCCGACUGUGUCCACGCGCUGGGCCUCGCUUCAGGCAUAUCUGACAUUUUUGUGGCGUUUGAGUGGGGGAGAGGAGGUGCUGAGUGCGUUUCCACUUCUGAUUUACCCAAAGGUGGUCCGCAAGCCUGACCGCAAGGCCUAAAAUGUAUCACACCUCACAUGACUGCCAUGUGUGCUGAUGCAGCAGCUCUGGGACUAAUCAAGGCGCACAUGCAGCUCAGUCACACACACAAUGGUGUUAAAAAUAGUCAAUACACACAGCUGCAGUCGAUGUAAUGCAGUGCAGAUCAGUCAUUACAUCCUGGUAGGUCAGAGGCCUACAGAGCAGCCUCCCAUGGGUGAAAGCCACUUGUAACCUAUAUGGAAACAGACACGGAGGUGAGGAAGCAGACACACAGAGGGACAGUGAGACAUAAAGAGAGACAGAAGAAGGAGGAUGAUGAGAGCAGCAGCAGCGCUUUUGAUGUGGGCCUCCGCGGGGCCCCGCGAGCCGAAGACGAGGCAGGCCUGCCGAGGGAAGGGGAUUUCCAGCGCCGCUCGGCCUCCUGUCUCACCCCCUGAGCCCGCGCCUCUUCCGUGGGCUGCAGCUCCAAAACACAGCGGAGUCCUGCAAGAAAGCCGCCGCGGCACCGACGGUUCUGAGGCGCGUAGCUUGACCCGAUAACCUGCACACGCCUUUGGGUGUAGAGGGAUGCGGCAGGUCAGAGAGUGUGGGCUGCCCCGCUGUGGGGCAAUAGGUUUAGGCCUGUGUGACAGCUACAAGCAUGCUCACGUAUUGAGUCAUUAACACUGGUCGUGGCAUUCAGCUGCGUUUAGGUUUGCAAGCUAGCAGCCACAACAUUAUAAUGCUACGCGCCGCUCUGACAGGGACAACGUGGAUGUGCUAGACUGUGACCUCUGCUUAUUUACCCUGUGCCACGAAGCGUUGUCUCGCCCCUCAGUUCGCGCCGCUCUCGCUCGCCAGAUCGUGCGUCUGCGCGCGGUGGCCUUUACACACCCAGGCGCACACGCACACGCCCAAAUGCAGAAACGUUCACUCGACUGUCACAAACGCACACACACACACACACACACACAUAUAUACACACCAGGGUUGUGGAAAGUCCCUGGCACAACCUGCCUCCUGUCUCAGCUGCAACUCUGCUAAUACAGGUGGCUGCUUCACUGACAGCAGCGCUAAGACAACAUGACCUGUGGACCUUUACCAUCUGCUCAUGCACAAGUGGGAAUGGAAGGAGAACAGGUUGAUUAAAUGUAGGGAUUUUAGAGUUUGCAAUUAGCAUCACGUACCAGAUAAAUGUUACUGGAAAACGGGUUCACUUCAGAAUUUCACUUCAGAUUUUGAGUAAAUGAAACAAUUCUGAUUUAAAUCAGCAAUUUUUAUUAUUAUUUAUUGGCCCACUCCACAGAUGCACAUUGAAUAUGUCCUUUAUAACCUUAAUAUUAUGUAAUUCAUGCAUGUUUAUACAGAUGUGUUCAUCUGAAUAAAUCAUACAAAUGACAAUAAAAAAAUGAAAUCCAGGUCUAUCUUAAGAAUGCGUUGUCCUCCAAGUACUUGGAACUCAUGAGUCAGUUCCUCGAUUGAUAGAAGCAUGUGACAGCGUCUCGUCCUUAUCAGCGCUUUCGCUGUGAUUGCCGGACACGUUACGAUUCGAGCUUCCCUCAGUUAUCACCCAGCGUGUCCGUGAUCGCAAUCUCACCAGCGUCGCACCUCUUUGGCUUCUGGACACCAGUCGCUGACGAUGGGUGUCAGCGUUUUGCGUGAAGUCCCAGCGCAGAGGCGCAAAAAGAGCCUCGGACGCAACUAAUCACCUCAAAUAACGCAAAACUGCUACAAAGAGGCACAAAACGACCACAAACCCCUAAUAAUGCAUGAUGGGAGCGCCACGCGUGACUAAUACCUGUAAGUACCAUGGCCUUAAGCCUGAUUCCUUCAUACUGAUAAUUUUAGCCUCUUGACUCUGAAUAACCCUGACUGGUCAGUGGGUGUUGUGUGUGGAUGGGCGGAGGCCUGCUCCUGUUUUCUGAGCGGCUUAUGUAACCGCUGGUCAGAGCGCGACGGUAGUGAAACAGGCCUCUGCAGAAUAAUGUUCCUGUCUGGGUGGAGUGCGGCGCUGCAAGGGCCGGCGAGGGCCAAAAGUAUACUUAGGUACUUUCCAGUAUCUGUCACAUAUGAUGUGUGAUCUCACAUACGGCGAAUGAUGCUAACAGGGCUUGGAAACACAGAAGCUGUGAAUGCAUCAGCUCCGCUCUGAGUCAGUGACAAAUGGCUGGUGGUUGAACAGCCCAACGAACAACCCAGUUGCUACAAUGCUCUGACUUACUUUUAUCAAAAAGAAACUGGCAACGCCUGAUUGAACAGUAACUUCAGCAUCAUUGUUUGCUGUAAUUUAAUAAAUAUGACUCCAUAACCUUUUGGACUAUAACUUCUUAGAUCCUUCACAAUGUGCACAGCUAUUAGCUGCUAAUGUUGUUCCAUAGAAAAUAUCUGCCAGUUGGAAACGCUCCUCGUUAGAGCAAUAAAAUUAUAUCAAGCCGUCAAAUAUAAAAGAUGCUUGAAGUGUUUUUAGAGGGGAAAGAAAUGAUAAAGUCAAGGUCAGUAUACAGUAAGAUAUGAGUUACGAUGGUGCUAAAGGCCUCUGUUUAAUAAUCUACUGAAGGUCAUCUCACUGGUUUUAGUUUCUAUACUUAGACAGUUGACUGAUGUUGAAACGAGAACCCAAACCUUGAUAUUAAUAGUGUGACCUGUUGUCUUGCCUUUGUCUGACGCCCGUGUCACUAGUCAAGAAUGUGAACAUUCGUGCGAGGGAAACGGCCGCGCUUCAUUCCAGCCCGUCUACUGUACAUCAACCCGACGAGCCCGAGAGGUGCGACAGAGCAACGCAGGCGGAGGUCAAGGUGAUGGCGGCCCACGCCCUGUGAUCCCUGUGAGGCGCCGGCGGGGCCUCGCUGUUACACAACGGCCUCGUCGCUUCACGGGAGCAUGUAAAGAAUGCUGAAGUGCACCUCGGAUCAUCUUGUCAGGACUUCUCCGCCGCGAAACACGUCCAAGGAAAUCUCCCCACAUCCUGGAGGAGAGGAAACUCCCUACUUUUGUUGUGGCCGGCCCACGCUGCAAAACAAUGGGUAUUUUUAGCCCCUUUAUAUAAAAAGCUCUUGCCAGCAGUGCAAAUUGCUAUUUACGUUUGGAGCCUUUGUCGCCCGUGUGCUCACUUGAUACAACACUCGGCUGAAAGCUUUACAUUUUUUCCUUUGUCAUAAUAGGAACAUAUGCGGUGAGGUGCAUUCAAACCCCCUGAACCAAACCCAACCUGCAGCUAACUGCUUGUUAUGUCUGUGCCUCAUACGCCAUACUGUAUAUUUACAGAGAAGCAGCCGUCUCUUUUAUCUUCCCUUUAAAUUUCCUCAACACAAAAGGCUCCCACGCCUCCUGGAUUCGCCACCAGACCGGCCUGUUUGUCUGUCUGUGGGGAGAACGGCUCGUGACACACACAGGGAAACAUGAGAGGAGGCCCAGAAGGAGGGAGUGGAGCGGCUCAUUGUCCCAGGUUGUGGAUUCAGCAGGACGCCGUAUGUGGGAUGCGGAGCAAGGGAGGAAUUCCCCCAACGAGCGCAAACAAUUGCAGAUGUGCGCGUGGCCGUCUGCUACUGCACACAUCUGGGCCCCCAACGCCCCCCGUCCUCAUCUCUAUAACACUGCCCUCCGCUCUACCCUGGAAAAGCAAUUAGGCGGAACACGUGGUGCAGGGGAAGCGACUUCUCGCCAGCCGGGCAGCGGAUCCGCGGCAGAAUGAGGCCUUUAUCCCGUCGGCGGGGAGGCGAGGUCUGGAGGAGGGGAAGUUCGGGGGAUUUCAGGGGAACAUGCAGCCUGCAAGUAACAGUGCUACUGGAGGUCAGCUGCAGUCCGCACUUCUGCAAAAGCCACAUUUCUGAAUAAGAGCAGCACGCGGGUCACGUGCCCGGCAGCGCAACACAUCCUCGACAGCACGGAGCAUCACCAGGCUUCUGCUAAUGGGCUGUAAUUGUAUUUAAAUAGACCUGAAGAGGCAUCUUCGGAAUGCGUGGCCCGACACACGGGCUUCUCCCAAAGACCGGCUUCAGCCCUCAGUCUAGGCGGAACCUGUUUACGCUUGCGCGGAGGCAGGAGGUUGCUCCGCACUCGCCGGAGAUCCGGCCGCGCGCGCACGCACGCGCAAACGCACGCCGCUGGGAAAUUCCCAGCGAAAAAUUCCACCCCGAGAGUCCUCAGCGAGCGCAUUCCUGCGCUUUUUCAUAACGCUGCGCUGCUGCAGCGCAAGCCGGGGUCGCGCCUCGAGCCUUGCGUUCGCCCUCGAGCGAACAAUAAAUCUUUAUGGAUCUCGAUCGGGUUCCUGGACGCAGACCUGUGUGGGAAUGCGAGAGAGCAUGAGAGAACAAGCAGCGGAGACGGCAUGAGGAAGAGCCAUAAAAAAAAAACCCUGUUCGCAGUAGGUCACUGUCUAUUUUAACAAGGCCCCAUCCACAAAAUAGCUCCAUGACUAAAGAUAAACGGUCCUUGUAUCAUUUUUGGGAACAGUGUUCUCAUUCCAAAUUCCCCCACUAUUCCCUGCAAUGACUUCACAGCUGAAGGUUCGUUUCAAACCCCUGUUUGACUAUCUAACGUAACCAAAUCAGGCCCGUGAGCGCACGCUUUCCGUCUGCGGACAAUGUGGCGGCUCCAUUAACGCAGCAGAAGCACGUGAGACGGGGGAUUUUCGUGGACGUACAAGCACGCGGUCACGUUUGGGUUUCUUGUUUUUCAACCUGCGGUCUUAGAGUCUGUCCGUUUUUGACAUCUUUGCCUGGUGCUACACUGCGUUUGGCAUCGGUGCAGGACGACAGGGUGUUUCCUCCCUCACUGAGCCAGUGGGAGGUCACUAACAUAACUGCUUCAUUAUUAUCAUUAGUGUCAGGAUUUUCAGGUUGUACUUGCAAAUUCAUUCCAGUCUUCAGUUUGCUUUGAUGCUUUUCUUCUAUAAAAAUAAAAGGAAUGCUGAUAUUUACUGAUUAGCCAUUAAAAUCUUUAACAUUGUUGCAUUAGAAAUAAAUGCAAAUGACUGAGGUCUUGUGAAACAGGUGACUCUUGACAAACCAGAAAAUAAGGUCUAGGAGUGCACAUUCAGCAGGUGCUCAGCGGUGCCACUGCUGCAAAGUCAAGGGAUGAUGAGCACAGCAUUUGGAAAAGUCAACUCUUUGCCAAGAUGUUAUUUAUGUUCAUUUCAGGUGUCUUCCUCAUUCGUUGCUUUCACUAUACGUUAGUAUGCAGGCAAAACGAAAGCUGAAGCUCCAAAGCCCGAGGGCACGGAGCGAUGCUGCACCCUCUGCAUGCGUGCAGGUAGACAAGGUCCACAUAAUGACAUAACCUGCAUGGACCGAUACAGUGAUGGAGGCGUGCAAGCGUUGCCGUGGCGACCAGCUGUAAGGGCCUGCCUGAAUUCGUACAGUGCACAGCACCGUAAGAGAAGCUCUGCAGAGCUCUCAGCCUCUAAAUAGUGAGGAAGAAGCAGAGGUUUUGUGCUUCCUGCUGCCCUGUGGCACAGCAGCGUGAGACGCCUUAGCUUCCUCAAGCCGCUCGCUUAAUGAGCAGACUGUGAGAUUCAGGUCGCUCUUCUUGUUUGAACCCCUUUCGAUUCGCUCGGAGUUCCUCCCAGGACAGUUUUGGUAUGUUGGCCGUUUAAUGUAACGACGUGCAUGCGCCUGGAGUUACAGCUCGCUAUCUAAUUGAAUCUGUCCGUCCUGCAGUGCAUAAUGACUGUCUGAAAAAGGUACUGAGCUCAACCACAUGAGCUUUUUUUUAUAUUGAACAUUAGCCCUGCAAAGAACAGGGAGCUAUUUUUAAAUAAAAAAUUCUCGCUGUGUCUUUGAGGGGGAUUUCAUGCAGAGGUUAGACAUUUAAAGACAUUUAUGGUGUGAUACUGUAUGUGGGGUGAAACCACUGACAUCCCCCCUCUAUGCUAAUUCCACUAUUGCCACACACCUGCUCUCAUGUGGUUCGCUCAUAUAGGCCUGCUUAGACGUACUGUUGUAUAAGAUCAGCCAAAUGUUGUGCAGAAAGAAAACAGUGCAGUGGAACAUUCUUAUCAUGCAACAGACCUUAUUCUUACAAAGAUGAUGGAAACAGCAAAGUGCAAGACAACAUUGAGAAGAACUGUGCUCAACAUAUGCUGAUGGGAGGAUUCAAAGGACCAACCUCCACAGGACGAGGAAGGAGGCUGCAAUAAAAACCUGGACGACAUGUUGUUAAUUAAUGUUAAUGUGUGAUGAAAAUCCAAAGCUGUGAACUUGUGUUUUAUUAAAAACAUGAACUGUU